AUGCCCUUCAACAUGUCAGGAAUGCCCGGUAUGAUGCCUUUUAACAUGUCAGGGAUGCCAGGUAUGAUGCCCUUCAACAUGACAGGAAUGCCCGGUAUGAUGCCUUCAACAUGUUCGGGAAUGCCGUAUGAUCCCUUCACAUGUCCCAAGGAAUUCCCGAUUUGGAUCCUUCUUCAAUCUCAAGGAAUUCCCGAUCUGACCUCCUUCCCCAACAUACCUCAAGGAAUUCCCGAUUUGACCUCUUUCCUCAACAUGUCCCAAGGAAUUUCCGAUCUGACGUCCUUCUUCAACAUGUCUUCUCCGGGCAUGACCAGCUGGACGGCCCCCAACAUGUCCUUCGUGAUGCCCGGGAACAUGCCAGCCAACCCGGAAGGGGGAGAAGCGCCCCCUGGAAUAGCCGAAAUGAUGACCGCCCUCCAACAGCUCCUGGGCAUGAACGGCGAAAUUCCCGAAGGAUUCCCACUCGUUCCAGGAUUCCCAGCAUCCCCCUCGACCCCUGCAGCGCCCUCGGCUUCCCCUCCUCCAGGAAGUCAGCCUCCGGUGGUGAUCAACUACUUCGUUCUGACCAACACGACCUUCAACAUCCUGAGGAAGGAGGACGGGUCAUAA
Molecule: messenger RNA, 609 nt
Organism: Penaeus vannamei (Pacific white shrimp)
Lineage: Eukaryota; Metazoa; Arthropoda; Malacostraca; Decapoda; Penaeidae
Source: RefSeq, a predicted model, not a curated record